AACAACGAUGAUGAUUUGAUUCUGCAUCAAGGGGAGGGCCUGAUGAUUCUGAUGAUGACGUCACGCCUCUUUAAGAUCUCGAUCGCCCUUGGUAACAAAGCCCGACCUCAUGUUCCUUGGUGUUGCUAAUUGCCAACUUGUAUGCAUCUUAUCAGAAGUUGAACCAUUCAAGCUUGUCAAGACCUGUUCGUCUCGUUACCGACACUAUCACUUCUGCACCGAGAGGCAGAUCACAUGCUCCUCGUCGCAAGGGUCCUGCCAAGAACGUAUCGACUUCGCUACCAGACUCCAGCCAAACGGGCCUUUCACUACAUUCUCGAAAUGACAACUAUCCGGAUGCCAAAACGAUCUUUCUCAAGCAGUCCAGAGGUCGAGGAGAUCAAACCUGUCAGUCCAAGGACCGCUUCCAAGGCUAAGAGUACUCAAAAGUCAACAACACCUAGGAAGAGGACCAAAGUCUCGCCAGUCCCCGGCCCAGUUCCCAAAACCGCUGCAGAAGAGUUCGGAGACGAAUGGCUAGACUGGCCAGCACCGAGACCAGCCAUCAAGGCGGCUCAGGAGUUCAUCAAGGACAUUGCUGCUAACAAGCGGAAGGUCUUGCUUGUUCCGGACAAGGAUGCAGAUGGUCUCUCAGCGGGAUACGUUCUGCACAAGACGCUCGAACUUCUAGGUUUACCAGCCGACCACAUCUAUGUCCACGUCCUAUCAAAGGGUACCAACGUACAUUCGGAAGCCGAAGUGAACGCCAUGGAACGGAUGGUAGAUGAGAAUGGGAUUGAGAGGGUGGUCGUCCUGGACCAAGGAAGCCGGCCAGGCAAGAUUGUCGGGAAUUUGCCGGAUGGAGGAAAGGCUCUUCUGCUGAUCGAUCACCAUCAAUCGGAGGAGUUUCCACCCGAUGCUGUGGUCCUCACAGCGUGCCAUACCUCGCCGAUCGCCACGACAUCCCUUUUGACAUAUAUGACAUGUCUACCUCUUCACUCGAACGUUCAAGAAGCCUGUGACUGGGCUGCUCUCAUGGGAUACAUCGGCGAUCUUGGUACGGGGACAAAAUGGGGGCAGGCGCCAUGGCCGGCGCAUAUCGCGGUGUGUUCCCGAAGAUAUGGGGGCAAGACGAUUGCGGAUGCCGUAGGUGCUGUCAACGCACCAAGACGGACAGCGGAGUACAACGUGAAGAAAGCUUGGGAUAUCUUGCUAGCAGCAUCGGAACCGAAAGAAGUCGCUCUGAAUGCAUGGCUCAAGCUUUGUCGCCUGGAUGUCAAUGACGAGAUCGAAAAAUGGGCGCGAGUCCCCCCUCGUUUUUCUGCGGAUGGUCGAGUUGCGUUACUACGCGUUGACAGCGGGUUUCAAAUCCAUCCUGUCAUUGCGACCCGAUGGGCCGGAACACUACGCAAUGCAAAGACGAUGCUCAUGACCAUGUGCGCAAAUACAGGAUUCAACCCUGAUCCGACGAAGGUGUCGUUCUCCUGUAGAGUAUCUUCGGGUCUACGACACUUGCCGGACGAAGAGCGACCCAACCUGAUUGCGCUUCUAAAAGAGUACGGCGAUUCGGUAGAGGGCUUUCGAGAACGCGUCGGGGAUGACUUCGCUAGAGGACACAAAGAAGCCACCGGAGGCAUCAUACACAAGGAUGAAUUCGAAAAAUUGAUCGUAGCAAUGGGAAUCGACGAGAACGCGCCGCGGAAGAAAGCUAGUGAAAGCAAGAGCAGUGCCAAAGCCAAGUCAGUCGAUCCAAACCAGAAAGCUUCAGUCAAGGAUUUCUUUCGGGUAGUACCAAGGGAUGCAGAAGCGUCGGGCGCAAACGAAAGCAAGAUAAAGGACGUCAAGCCUUCUACAUGAUCAUACAGAUCUUAGUAGUUCAUUCCCCUCAUACGUUGCUCCGGAGUAAGU
This is a messenger RNA of Filobasidium floriforme, 1887 nucleotides long. RefSeq lists its product as uncharacterized. NCBI's taxonomy places the organism in Eukaryota, Fungi, Basidiomycota, Tremellomycetes, Filobasidiales, Filobasidiaceae. The record is from RefSeq and is a predicted model, not a curated record. The transcript is spliced from 14 exons. Bases 235 to 1836 code for a protein of 533 amino acids.